Molecule: messenger RNA, 966 nt
Organism: Letharia lupina
Lineage: Eukaryota; Fungi; Ascomycota; Lecanoromycetes; Lecanorales; Parmeliaceae
Exons: 3
Coding region: 1-966 (321 amino acids)
Molecular function (GO): dioxygenase activity
Source: RefSeq, a predicted model, not a curated record
AUGGCCAACCCGGAAGCCUACAUCCCGACCGUCGAUCUUCGCGAGUACUUUGAACCCACCACUCCAACCAGCAAAGAUGAAUUGGUUGCGAAAGUAAGGACAGCUUGUCUGGAGCAUGGAUUCCUCCAGAUCGUCGGGCAUGGCGUACCAGUGACGAGUCAACGGCGCGUGCUCGCCGCCUGCAGGACCUUCUUCGAGCUGCCAAACGAAUCAAAAACCGAGCUUUCACUCUACAAGAACUCAUGGCGCCGUGGGUAUGAGGGGCCGGGCUCCCAGAGGCCAAGGGAGGAUGUCUUGCCGGACCAGAAAGAAGGAUUUUUCGUGGGGAAACAUUUGCCCAUGGAUCAAGUUGGCUUCCUCAAGGGUCCCAACGUCUGGCCCAAAGACCUCGCGGACAGCGAGUUCCGCGAACCCGUACUGGAGUACUAUGACAACAUCUUGAAUCUCGGGCGCAAGGUCUGGGAGGUGCUCGUCGUCAGUCUAGGCCACCAAGCCUCCAUCCUGAACAGGUUCACCAACGACGUCGCCAUGUUCCUCAAGCUCCUCCGCUACCCGGAGCAUACUUUCACCGACCCACGGCAGUUCGGCUCCGGCCAACACACCGACUACGGCGGCAUCACCGUCCUCCUUCAAGACCCCGGCAAAGACGGCCUCGAGGUCUGGCACGCGGCGACGAAGCAAUGGCUCCUGAUCCCCGCCGUCGAGGACAAGUUCGUCAUCAACCUGGGGGAUAUGGUGCAGAAGUGGACCGGCGGCGAGUACAAGAGCACGGUUCACCGGGUCAUCAACAAGGCCGGCGGUGAGCGCUUCGCAGUGCCGGCGUUCUGGCACGGCGAUCUCGAGGCCACGAACCCGCUGGAUCCGCACGACCGCAGCGGCGAGACCGUCUCACAGCACAUCUACAAAAAGUUCUAUCGGGACUACUCGCUGCCGGCGGAUACGGAACGGGAAAGCCAGCCAAGUUGA